GUCCUUUUCCAUUAUCACCAACCGAAGGAGCGGAACCAACGUCAAAUCCUCUUGGUUCUUCAGGUCCACGUAAGCGUUGGAGAUCUGAGAACUUUGACAGGACUGAGAUGUGGAAGAUGCUGCACAGACUUGUGUUCCUGACCCUGUUGGGGCUGGUGUGGGGGGAGGAGGGGGCCCGUUUACUGGCCUCCAAGUCCCUGUUGAACCGAUACGCUGUGGAGGGACGGGACCUCACACUGCAAUACAACAUCUACAACGUUGGCUCCAGUGCUGCUUUGGAGGUCGAGCUGUCAGAUGAUUCUUUUCCUCCUGAAGACUUUGGGAUUGUUUCAGGAAUGCUGAAUGUGAAAUGGGACAGGAUUGCACCUGCCAGUAACGUGUCUCACACGGUGGUUUUGCGUCCGUUGAAGGCGGGGUAUUUCAACUUCACCUCUGCCUCCGUCAGCUACCUGGCCCAGGAGGGAGGCCAAGUUGUGGUUGGAUACACCAGUGCCCCUGGUCAGGGGGGGAUACUAGCCCAGAGGGAGUUUGACCGGCGCUUUUCUCCACAUUACUUGGACUGGGCUGCCUUUGGUGUGAUGACUCUGCCCUCCAUUGGAAUCCCACUGCUUCUCUGGUAUUCCAGCAAGAGGAAGUACGACUCAUCGAAGGUCAAAAAGAACUGACGGAGCCCUUCACAGUUUCAGGCGGAGUGUGGUUGACCUGCAGUUUAGUGGCCGCAGGAACUCUGCAAAGUUUAAGGACCCAUAUUGGGGGUGAAAAAAUAAUAAAGUGACCAAUGACAUGAUUGAAAUAAGAUUUGUUUUUCAAAGAACAAACAUCAACAAAACUUUAGUUGUGGAAUAACCAAACAUGAAAGUUGUGUCCAGCUGAAGGCCUGAGCUCCACCAGCUGCUCCUGAUUCCAUCAUGUUUGCAACAGAGGUAUUAUUGGAACAUGGUUUUUGGUACACUGUAACUUUUUUUUUUUUUAAAUGAAUUCAACUUUGAGUUUUGUUUGUCAUUUGUUACACUUCAAAUGAGUAAUAAAUGCAACCGAUGACUGUUGAA
Molecule: messenger RNA, 1049 nt
Organism: Sphaeramia orbicularis (orbiculate cardinalfish)
Lineage: Eukaryota; Metazoa; Chordata; Actinopteri; Kurtiformes; Apogonidae
Gene: ssr2
Product: signal sequence receptor, beta
Exons: 7
Coding region: 108-665 (185 amino acids)
Cellular component (GO): membrane; endoplasmic reticulum
Source: RefSeq, a predicted model, not a curated record